Molecule: messenger RNA, 3532 nt
Organism: Corapipo altera (White-ruffed manakin)
Lineage: Eukaryota; Metazoa; Chordata; Aves; Passeriformes; Pipridae
Gene: CNOT10
Product: CCR4-NOT transcription complex subunit 10
Exons: 18
Coding region: 141-2366 (741 amino acids)
Biological process (GO): mRNA catabolic process; negative regulation of translation
Cellular component (GO): CCR4-NOT complex
Molecular function (GO): protein binding
Source: RefSeq, a predicted model, not a curated record
AGGGGGUGUUUUCCAGGGUUUAAUAACCCCUACAGAAGUCGAGCUUCUGGGUUACUUUGUUAAACUGGGGCAUGCGGAAGGUGCGAGAGAGAUUAUAACUCCUAGUGGUGCUGCUGGAGUUCAGUCAGAUUCCCUCAGGGAUGCUGCUUUGGUUCCAGGGCACGAGUGGGUCCUCACUGAACUCGGGCCCGAAAGGACCCUGUAGAGAGAAAUCACCGAGAUCGCUAAAAAAUAAGUCGUCAUCUGGGCGUAGGAACAAGAGAGCUCAGGAACAGCAGUCCUUGGAGAAACGGAGAGCAGAUCAAGGUACUGAGAAACAUGAAGGAGCAGGUACUUCUGGGAUUACUGAUCAGGAGAAGGAAUUGUCGAGCAGUGCAUUACAAGCUUUUCAGGCUGGAAACUAUGAUGCUUGCUUACAACACCUAAAUACCCUUCAAGACAUCAACAAAGAUGACUACAAAAUAACUUUGAAUACUGCUGUUGCAGAAUUCUGUAGAAGUAACCAGACUACAACGGACAAUUUGAGACAAACCCUUAACCAGCUGAAAAACCAGGUUCACUCUGUUGUUGAAGAAAUGGAUGGUUUGGAUGAUGUUGAAAACAGUAUGCUGUACUACAAUCAAGCUGUUAUUCUGUAUCAUCUGCGUCAGUAUACUGAAGCUAUAUCAGUUGGGGAGAAGCUGUACCAGUUUAUAGAGCCUUUUGAAGAGAAGUUUGCCCAGGCUGUGUGCUUCUUGCUUGUAGACUUAUACCUGUUAACUUACCAAGCUGAGAAAGCCUUGCAUCUGCUUGCUGUUCUGGAAAAAAUGAUUUCACAGGGCAACAAUAACAGCAAGAAUGGAAAAAAUGAGUCAGGUAAUAAUACAAAUAAAGAUUCUUCGAAUCAAAAAGCUGAAAGUGGAGCUUUGAUAGAAGUUGCUAAGUCUAAGAUACAUCAGUAUAAGGUGAGAGCCUAUAUCCAAAUGAAGUCACUAAAAGCAUGCAAAAGGGAAAUCAAGUCUGUUAUGAAUACAGCUGGGAAUUCAGCUCCUUCUCUUUUUCUUAAGAGCAAUUUUGAAUAUUUGAGAGGCAAUUAUCGUAAAGCUGUCAAACUUUUAAACAGUGCAAACAUUGCUGAACAUCCAGGCUUCAUGAAAACAGGUGAAUGCCUAAGGUGUAUGUUCUGGAACAAUCUUGGCUGCAUCCACUUUGCAAUGGGAAAGCACAAUUUAGGAAUUUUUUACUUUAAAAAAGCUUUGCAAGAAAAUGAUAAUGCGUGUGCACAGCUGGGAACAGGCAGCUCAGAUCCAGGUAAAAAAUUUUCGGGGAGACCCAUGUGUACACUCCUGACUAACAAACGGUAUGAGUUGCUCUAUAAUUGCGGAAUUCAACUCUUGCAUAUUGGGAGGCCCUUAGCUGCCUUUGAGUGCCUGAUUGAGGCAGUCCAGGUAUAUCACUCAAACCCUCGUCUGUGGCUGAGAAUAGCAGAAUGCUGCAUUGCUGCCAAUAAAGGGACAUCAGAGCAAGAGACUAAAGGUCUUCCCAGCAAAAAGGGUAUUGUGCAAUCUAUAGUGGGUCAAGGCUACCACCGUAAGAUAGUCCUAGCAUCCCAGUCCAUACAGAAUGUUGUUUAUAAUGAUGGGCAGUCCUCAGCAAUACCUGUAGCCAGUAUGGAGUUUGCAGCAAUUUGUCUAAGAAAUGCCUUACUGCUACUGCCAGAAGAUCAACAGGAGCCAAAGCAGGAAAAUGGAUCUAAAACUACUAGUCAACUGGGGGGAAAUGCAGAAAACAGUGAAAGCAGUGAAGCAUGCAGCAAUAAAAGUCAUGAAGGGGAUAAAUUCAUUGCAGCUCCUCCUUCUUCGCCUUUGAAGAAACAGGAAUUAGAGAAUUUAAGGUGCUCAAUACUUGCAUGUAGUGCUUACGUGGCUUUGGCUUUGGGGGAUAACCUUAUGGCAUUGAAUCACGCAGAUAAACUUCUUCAGCAACCAAAGCUGUCAGGGUCUCUUAAGUUUCUCGGGCAUCUGUAUGCAGCAGAAGCUCUCAUCUCUCUAGACAGAAUAUCUGAUGCUAUCACUCACUUGAAUCCUGAGAAUGUCACUGAUGUUUCCCUUGGGAUCUCUUCAAAUGAGCAGGAUCAAGGGUCUGACAAAGGAGAGAAUGAGGCAAUGGAAUCUUCUGGCAAGCAGACCCCACAGUGCUACCCCAGUUCGGUCACGUCUGCACGAACAAUGAUGUUAUUUAACCUUGGAAGUGCUUACUGUUUGAGAAGUGAAUAUGACAAAGCUAGAAAGUGUCUUCAUCAGGUAGGAAAAACAAAUCUCAAGGCAGCAUUAGGGACAAAUGUACUUCCUUCAGAGUGCCAUUUAGAUCACAGCAAAUUCUGGUGAUUUUGUAGCCCGGGUCUAUUUGUGGACUUUGCUGAGGUGGUGACUCUCUUCUGUCUUUAUGACCCAGUCUCUAUUAGUUACAUAAAAUGCAGGAUUCCAAAUUUCUUACUUGUGUAAAAAGGUCAGCACCAUCAUAGGAAGCUUUGUUCCCCCCUUCGGUCAUAUCAAAAUAGGGGAAUAUGACUAGGAAACCUUUUCACUUUUUCUAAGUUUGCUUGUUUGGAUUUUUUUUGCGGAUUUUUUAAUGGUCCAGUGGUAAUUAUUAUAUUUUGCAGGCGGUUUUCUCCCUAGUUAGUUAAUAACUCACCAUCAGAGAUACUAUCUUUAGGGCUGUGAGAAUAAACUGCAAUUCCACUAGAAGUAUGUUCCUUGUCUCCCUCUUGUCUCAAGAAUUUUCAAGUACUGCUUUUGAAAUGCUGUCUUCACUUAGUCUGUGUCAUGUCACUUGGUCUUUCUCAUGGCUGGGACUCACCUCUUUCAGUGAUGAUGUUUGUCUCUUUCUGCAGCCACUCCUGUCUGUCAGGAAGACUAUUCAGAUGCAUGGUUGAGCUACACACAGCAAUAGCAGUCUUCCAAAUUACUUCACAUUAGUUGUGUAGGUGAACAGAUUCAAAUUCUGUGAGGCUCUCAAUUACUUAAGGCAGUUGUUCAGCUCUUUUUCCUCCUGGGGCUUCUUAUGAUGGGGCAGGAAUCUGUGCUCAGGCUCUGUAGCACCUGUGUAAAGCCCAAAGGAGUGCAAGGCCACCCAUGGAUGUAAAAUAUAGGUCUCUGCAUCUACAACAAAUUCAUUGACUUCACAGCUGAAAAAUAGUUGUAUCUGGAAAGCUAAUGAAUGAUCCUUGUUAUUGUAUUCUGAGCUUUGGAGCAGUGGAGGUUACCUCUUUCACCUGUUAUCUCACGAAGAAACCACAGUAGGCUGGCCCAAGAAUUACAGAUGCAUAGGAACAUAAGCAUACAGCAGAUGGUCUUGCUAAUUAGUGUGAAACAGUCUUGCCGUGCAGAUAAUCUUGUGGUCUCUCCUUGCAUGCUUCAACCUGAUAGAGUGUAUUAGUUUGAAAAAAUGUGAUCUUAGUUAAUGAAUUAUUUUCCUUGGUUUUGUUACCUAAGAUGGUGGUAGCAAUCUUGUCAAGAGACACUUUCUUUGUGCUGGAUCUUUCUCUUAAGCA